Vicugna pacos (alpaca) is the source of this 2648-nucleotide messenger RNA. RefSeq names its product TOX high mobility group box family member 2 (gene TOX2). Gene Ontology annotation, molecular function: chromatin DNA binding. Gene Ontology annotation, biological process: regulation of transcription by RNA polymerase II. Lineage: Eukaryota; Metazoa; Chordata; Mammalia; Artiodactyla; Camelidae. Gene Ontology annotation, cellular component: nucleus. The record is from RefSeq and is a predicted model, not a curated record.
AGCGCCUGGAAGCCCGGACGGGCGGCGUCCGACCCCGCUCCCCGCGCGGAGCCCAGGCCGGGACGCUGAGGUGCAGCGGCGCAGUCCGCGUCCCUUCCCUAGCCCUGGAGGGAACUUUCAAACUUAGUUAGGAAGCAGGACGGUCCUUGAGUCCGCGGGUCGGUGCGUCGGUCCCUGGCCGGCCGGAGCCGAGCGCGGCUUUUCGUCACUCGGAGCCCGGAUUUAACGGUGCGCGCGGGUUUCCCCGUGGCCGUGGCGCAGACGUGCGGGCUUGGUGGCGCUGCGUGUUUGAUGGUGACAGUGCCUACGUGGGGAUGAGUGACGGAAACCCAGAGCUCCUAUCAACCAGCCAGACCUACAACAGCCAGAACGAGAGCAACGAAGACUAUGAGAUCCCCCCAAUAACUCCUCCCAACCUCCCUGAGCCACCCCUCCUGCACCUGGGGGACCACGAAGCCGGCUACCACUCACUGUGCCACGGCCUCGCGCCCAACGGACUGCUGCCUGCUUACUCCUACCAGGCCAUGGACCUCCCGGCCAUCAUGGUGUCCAACAUGCUGGCCCAGGACAGCCACCUGCUAUCGGGCCAGCUGCCCACGAUCCAGGAGAUGGUCCACUCGGAGGUUGCUGCCUAUGACUCGGGCCGGCCAGGGCCCCUGCUGGGCCGCCCAGCGAUGCUGGCCAGCCACAUGAGUGCCCUCAGCCAGUCCCAGCUCAUUUCUCAGAUGGGCAUCCGGAGCGGCAUCGCCCACAGCUCCCCGUCUCCCCCAGGGAGCAAGUCGGCGACCCCCUCUCCCUCCAGUUCAACUCAGGAGGAGGAGUCAGAAGCACAUUUCAAGAUGUCAGGAGAGAAGAGACCCUCAGCUGACCCAGGCAAAAAGGCCAAGAACCCAAAGAAGAAGAAGAAGAAGGACCCCAAUGAGCCGCAGAAACCCGUGUCGGCCUACGCGCUCUUCUUCAGAGACACUCAGGCCGCCAUCAAGGGACAGAACCCCAGUGCCACCUUUGGGGAUGUGUCCAAAAUCGUGGCCUCCAUGUGGGACAGCUUGGGAGAGGAGCAGAAGCAGGCCUACAAGAGGAAGACAGAAGCGGCAAAGAAGGAGUACCUGAAGGCUCUGGCAGCCUACAGGGCUAGCCUCGUCUCCAAGAGCUCCACCGACCAGGGUGAGACCAAGGGCACUCAGGCGAACCCACCAGCCAAAAUGCUCCCACCCAAGCAGCCCAUGUACGCCAUGCCUGGCCUGGCCUCCUUCCUGACGCCAUCCGACCUGCAGGCCUUCCGCAGCGGGGCCUCUCCCGCCAGCCUCGCCCGGACACUGGGCUCCAAGUCGCUGCUGCCGGGCCUCAGCGCGUCCCCACCGCCGCCCCCCUCCUUCCCUCUCAGCCCUACCCUGCACCAGCAGCUGCCACUGCCCCCCCACGCCCAGGGCACCCUCCUCAGUCCACCUGUCAGCAUGUCCCCAGCCCCCCAGCCUCCUGUCCUGCCCACGCCCAUGGCGCUCCAGGUGCAGCUGGCCAUGAGCCCCUCACCGCCAGGGCCACAGGACUUCCCUCACAUCUCUGAGUUCCCCAGUGGUUCCGGAUCCCGCUCCCCUGGCCCAUCCAACCCCACGAGCAGCGGAGACUGGGACAGCAGUUACCCCAGCGGGGAGUGUGGCAUCAGCACCUGCAGCCUGCUCCCGAGGGAUAAGUCGCUCUACCUCACCUAAGCGCGCCUCCCUCUCCUCCCCGAGGCUUGCUGGAAGGGCGCUGCUCAGAGCCUGAAGAGCUGACAGCAGAAGGAGGCCUUGGCAGGAAGCGGGGUGAUGGAGGAGAGAGAGCAGUGACAUGCUGACACGCCAGGGUUGAGUCUCUUCCUCGACCUCCCACCAGACUCUGCAGAGGCAGCCCGCCGCCCACCGCCAGCCCAAAGAACCUGCCGGAACCUUCCGCCCCCUGACCUGCUUGCUCCAGGGUUACUGUGGACCCCGCUCCUCGCCCUGCCACUGUACCCUAUGUCUGGACGUCUGGCCCCAGUCCAGGCUCGUGUGAGCUGCCCCUGGACGGCUCUCUCUCUAACAGAAACCCACCCCCAGGUACAUGGGGCGGGGGCCAGCUCAGCCACAGACGUGCAAAUACGGUUUUAUGGUGUGAACAAGAGAUUAUGAAACUUAUAAACUGUUGGCUCCGUGUAAGUACUAGUUGACUAAGUGUUUUAGAACUGUGCUGAAAACAUCUGUAAGAUUAUUUUGUGGGGGGGAAGGUAGUUUCCUUUAAGGUAAAAAGCAUUUUAUAUGACCCUUAGCACAUUUUUUUUUAAAGUUUUAUCUUAAGGGAGACAUGCACAAAAGAGGCUGCCAAACCAUUUCACCAUCUGUACAGCAAGAACUGGACAGUUUACAGCCACACUCAGAGACAUGGCGCUUUCUUUUUUUUUUUUUUUGAAUCGUACAUCCUCCAUCUAUUUAAAAUGACCAACAACGACUUGUCUAUUUAUGAAGAACAAUUGAAAACAAAAAUGCCGUUUAUCAUAAAGUGUGCGUGGUUUGGGGGUUUGGUUUGGGUUUGGGUUCUUAAUGUUUGCAGCUGUUUUCUGACCCUGCAAAUUGUCUGUCUCGGUGCCCAGUGCUUCUCUCAAACUUCUUUAUAAUAAAACUUCUGAAAAGUUG